Funneliformis caledonium is the source of this 273-nucleotide messenger RNA. The record is from the annotation of a GenBank genome assembly. Lineage: Eukaryota; Fungi; Glomeromycota; Glomeromycetes; Glomerales; Glomeraceae.
AUGUCAAAUCCUCUUUUAGCCGCAGCACUCAGUGCUAUUACAAAUCAAAAUCGAAUUAGAUCAAAAAUCUCUUCAUCAGUCUCAUUAGUCAAUGGUAGGGUACCUUACGCUGGCGUAAGAUUAAAUGGAUUAGGUAAAGGUGAACAAUUAUUCGUUAACAUUAGAACAUUAACUGGUAAAACCAUAAUAUUGGAAGUCACAUUUACUAUGACAAUUGACCAAUUAAAAUCGUUAAUUCAGGAUAAAGAAGGUAUAUCACCAGAUCAGCAAUGA